AUGAAUGAUGAUCAGAGACUACACAACAAUGCGGUAGCUUGGCUGGUCUGCUCGGGGAUCUCCGUUCUAGCCAACACCUGGGGGAUUCUGAGUGUAAGUGCCAAGCAGAAGAAAUGGAAGCCCCUGGAGUUCCUUAUCUGCACACUGGCUGGGACUCACAUCCUUAACAUAGCCAUCCCCAUUACUAUGUACUCUGUGAUCGAGCUCCGGCGGCAGCGCUCAGACUAUGAAUGGAGCGAAGGCCUCUGCAAGGUCUUUGUCUCCACCUUCUAUACCUUAACCUUGGUCACCUGCUUCUCAGUCACCUCCCUGUCCUACCAUCGGAUGUGGAUGGUCCGCUGGCCAGUCAAUUACAGGUUGAGCAAUACCAAGAAACAAGCUGUUCACACUGUGAUGGGCAUUUGGAUGGUGUCCUUCAUCCUCUCCACCUUGCCAGCAGUCGGAUGGCAUGACACCACCGAGCGCUUCUACGCCAGGGACUGUCGCUUCAUUGUCACUGAGAUCGGCCUGGGCUUCGGCGUCUGCUUCCUGCUCCUCAUCAGCGGCAGUGUGGCGAUGGGCGUCGUCUGCACCAGCAUCGCCCUCUUCCAGACCUUCUCCGUCCAAAUGGGGCACAGCGUCGACAGGAACAAGUUCAACGUGCCUGCCAUCGUGGUGGAGGACGCGGAGGGCAAACGGCGCUCGUCCAUCGACGGCUCCGAGCCCAUCAAGACCUCUCUGCAAAUCACCUACCUGGUCACCGGGAUCGUGUUCAUUUAUGAUUUCCUGAUGGGCUUUCCCAUCCUGGUGGUGAGCUUUGCCAGCCUGAAGUCUGACAUGUCCUACAGCUGGAUGGUGUUGUGUGUUCUCUGGUGCUCGGUCAUCCAGUCCCUGCUCCUCCCCCUCUUCCUCUGGGCCUGCGAUCGCUACCGAGCAGACAUAAGGUCCAUCUGGGAGAAGUGCGUGGCCAUCAUGUCCAACGACGACGCAGAUGAAGAGACCAGCCUGGAUGGUGCGAUUCACACCGACCUGAUGUACGAGAGGCCUUACGACUAUAACUACGGAGGGGAUAUCUUAGCACUGGAGCACAUUGCCAAGUACGACUUCUCGGCCCUGGAGAGAGGAAUCCCUCAGGUGUAUCCUGUGCGAUCGGUGCAGGAGAACAAAAUGCAGUAUCUGCAGGUCCCGCCUCUGAGGCGUUAUUCUCACGAUGAAACGGACAUUUGGACUACGGGCCAGAUUUCAGCCUACCUCCAGCGCUGGGGGGCGGGUGAGGACGCGGCCAGGCUGGCCCACCUCCUCAUCCCGCGGCAUGCACAGAAGAGGAGCAGCCUGACCUCCUACCACGAGGAGCGGCUCCCCUACCGCAAGCGCCGGAAGUCUGCGGAGAGCGUCAUCUCACUCCAGCCGCUCUCCCGCAAGGACCUGUACAAGUGCUUCAGCAAGGAGGAAGUGGUGAACUUCAUUGACGAGAGCCCCCUGCCCAGCCCCAGGAAAAGCCCCAUGCACUCGUCUUCCGUCUCCCUCCUGCCUGAGUCUUUUCUGCCCCAGGCCAGCGUGCGCUCCAACUUCCCUCUGACCGACUUUGAGCGGGAGCCUCAGGUGCUGCGCAGGUUCUCGGCGCAGGGGAAGGGCUGCACCCUCGCUGUGCCCAGGCCUCUCCGCGCCCAGGAGGACCCCAGAUGCCUCUUUCCCGAGGGAAACAGAGCCCCCUGCAGGAGCCAAACUCCCUUCGAACUCGGGGAGGCCCAGGCACUAGACAGCCGCCCAGCAAGCAGCAGCUGCUCCGAGUCAGGGGGAUUUCGGACGAGUUUGAGCAUCUCCUGGGGGGAGCAGGACAAUCUACAGAAAGGUGGGAGCAAAGGAAGCAGCACUAGCUUUUUAAGCUCCCCUUCUGCAUCCUCUGGGUAUAUAACAUUUCAUUCCGACUCCAUCGGCUCGGCCUCCUAG
Molecule: messenger RNA, 1929 nt
Organism: Emys orbicularis (European pond turtle)
Lineage: Eukaryota; Metazoa; Chordata; Testudines; Emydidae
Gene: GPR153
Product: G protein-coupled receptor 153
Exons: 5
Coding region: 1-1929 (642 amino acids)
Biological process (GO): G protein-coupled receptor signaling pathway
Cellular component (GO): membrane
Molecular function (GO): G protein-coupled receptor activity
Source: RefSeq, a predicted model, not a curated record